Messenger RNA from Rhizoctonia solani, 1293 nucleotides. RefSeq names its product Retrotransposon gag protein. Gene Ontology annotation, molecular function: zinc ion binding; nucleic acid binding. NCBI's taxonomy places the organism in Eukaryota, Fungi, Basidiomycota, Agaricomycetes, Cantharellales, Ceratobasidiaceae. The transcript is spliced from 3 exons. Bases 1 to 1293 code for a protein of 430 amino acids. The record is from RefSeq and is a predicted model, not a curated record.
AUGUCUUUUGAUCAGAUGUCAGAUUGUGAACUUCUUGAUAUGGUAGCCAAAAAUAUGAUCAUCCUGAAAAAAGAAUUUUCACAAUUGCAAGGUGCUUACAAGGCCCAAAGUGAUCAAUUAGCACUAUUAAGGGCUGAACUGGAGGAAUAUUGCAAUCAAUCACAUAAUCAACACAUUUUUUACUCCAAUCAAAUCCAAGGAGCCACUGCGUCCAUCCAGGCUGUGCAAGAUCAGCUACUCCACAUGUCCACCACUUGUCCCACGGCUCCACCUCCACCUCCUGCACCUUCUGGCACUGCCACCUCCACCAAUCUCCCUGCCCUGUCAUCCCCAAGUUCUGAUUUAAAGUUUGCCAAGCCCAACAAGUUUAGUGGCAAAAAAGAAGACGCCCUUAAUUUUAUCAUUGCCUCUGCUGGAGACUGGGUUUGCCCAUACAAAGAAAGGAAGGUGUUUAGGGGUGAAGCGGUCCCCUUAUUGGAAGACAUUGAUGUGUUUUGGGCCAAAUUUACUAAGCACUAUGUGGAUACAAAUUGCAAUGAGAAGUAUUGUCAAAAAUGGAACAACUUGCAGCAAAAGACCUCAGUCCAAGAGUACACUCAAGAGUUCCAACAAUACUCCAUGUCCUUAGGCUAUAGUGAUGAGACUUUGUGUGACAAGUACUAUAAUGGCCUCAAAAAUGACAUCAAGGACAUCAUGUUCUCCACCAUGUUCCAAUGGCGCCGUGCUAUGGCUCAGCAAGUUUACAACAAGGCAGAAGAAAUUGCAAAUCAUAUUGAAUCUACACGUCUGUCCAAUCCAUCUGUCUCUUCCUCUACAGCUUGUACAUCCCCAAACGUUAUCUCCCAGUCCACUCCCACUCCUACCUGUACUUGCCUUAACGUAGGAGAUAACGUUUACAUGAUCAAUCCAACCACUUGUUGUGCCAAGAAAGGCGCUAUUACUUCCAUUGUGGAAUGGAGAAUCAAAAGAUACUAUGAUUCCUUUCCCCUCCCUCAAAAAGACAAACAUCCUGCUGCUGCUGCGCCCAUCAAGCCUAUCAUUGCUCCCACCCCUGUCCUAGCCUCAAAUGCCAAAGGUCCAGGCCCAAUGGACCUUGAUGGAAAAGGCUUUGCAAGUGUCAUGUGUCACAUGUGCAGUGGUAAGGGACAUUUUGCGUGUAAUUGCCCCUCAAAGCCCAUGUCUGGACAUGUGGCUAAUAUUGAAUGGUCUUGGGAAAGGCCCAAGGAAGAAAAUUGUAUUGAAGUCAUUUUGGAUGAAGAAGAGUCAGGAAAAGGGAAAGCCAAGGCCAAUUAA